ACCCUCAGAUGCGUCUUGUCAGCUGGAUUUUUCAACAGGAAGAAGAACAUCAGGAAACGUCAGCAAACAGAAAUGGCUACAGGAGUGGAUCAAGCAGUUGGCAUGAGUCUAGUUGUCUUCAGCCUCCUGCUGUUUACAUACUACUCUGUCUGGGUCAUUAUUCUGCCUUUCGUGGACAGUGAUCAUGUACUGCAUAAAUAUUUUCUUCCUCGGGAGUACUCAGUCAUCCUGCCUGGUAUUGCAGCAGUAAUACUGCUCCUCUGUAUAGGGACCUUCACUGCAGUGAUAAUGUGGAAGAAUCGUAAGCCAAAGAAAGUGGACUGAUCUCAGGAUGUUUGUGUGACUGCUGUGGAUUGAAGUGUAAAAUUUGCCAUGAUGCUAAACCCUCUCUGUUGGCCCUACAAGUAAAAUCAUACCUCCAUUCUCUGACAAUGGUUACUGAACAGCCACUUACAGAAAUCUGUUUUUCGAAAAGGAAAUUUCCGGAGAUUUGUUUUAGAUUUUGAUUCCGUUAUCAGUUCAGUUCAAGAUGAUAAGUAGAAAUCAGCUACUGUCGGUUAAAGCUACUAUUUGUGAAAUUUUAAAAUCUUCAACUUCAGUGCCCCUGAGUGGGAGUAAAGAAAAACACACUAAGAGUGAAUUUUCUGAAAGCAAAACUCAGACUGCAACAGUGACAAUAACUUUAAAGAUCACGCAAAAAGAUUUGACACCUAGUAACUUAGCUUUGUCCAAAGCUUUUGAGGUUGCUCAGUGAAUCAGUUUCUGCAGACUGUUCUGCAGUGUUUAGAUCUGUCGCUGUGUUAUGUCCUCUAGUAGGCAGUGGACAGUGUUAACAGGAAUUCAUUAGCUGAUGGUUUAUAUUAAUGCUAUAUUUAAUAAACCAAAAGGAUUUCAUUAGGAUCCAGUGGAUAAUCCAGCUACUGCAAAUUGAGAGCUUGUGUCAGUAUCUUCAACUCAGUGGACUGAUGUCACUCUUACGUGUUCAGUUCAUAUCGGCCCAAAUUUAAGACCACCCUGAUUAUAAGAAGACACCCCCUGUGGCAGUUACACAUGUUACAUGAGCUGUGGGAAACUCCUGCACGUUUGACUGAGCUCACUAAACACUGUGAGAGCUGAUUAACCCUACAAGAUGCACUUACAGUCCUGCGGACUUGAGGGAACUGGUUAGCUCAGCAAGAUUAAAGGGAAACCACACCCAUUUUCAAAAUACAUAAAUAUCAUGCUAACAGUCUGAUUAAGUCCAGAAAUAUCAGUAAACAUGAUCAGCUCUCUCCCAAAUCCAAAAACUAGAGUGCUAAAACUAGAUGGGAUGUUCUAGAUGACACUGAGAGCACCCAAAGGAAUGUUGUGAGUACAUGGGAACAUUUUCUUUGUCAGAACUGAGAACACUACAACAGAAUAAAACACAUUUGUGUUUUAAAAAAGUAAAACAUGUUUGGGUCCAUGAAAUCAGGCUCCUAGUCAUUGUCUGUGGAGCAGCUCUAGACUUUAUACCCUAUGACAUCAAGUCAACAAGUUUGAGACUUCCUUUUCUGGUUUCUGGCUCUGAGAGAAAGUAGCUCAUGUUCACAAAUAUUAAUUAAACCUUACUAGACCAUGGCAAUAACAUAUUUGAAUUCUAAAUGUAGGUGGUCUUCUCCUGUAAGGCCUCAAACCUCCCAUAGUGCCUCACUCUCUGUAGGAGCCAGUGUAACUCUCUUCAUUCUUAAAGAAAAUCUAACGCUGUGGAUAUGUAACUGUCCUGUCUUCAAAUAUAAGAUGACCCACACUAUUUAAAACAUUCAUUUCCAGAAUUAAUAUUAUUUGGGCCGAUACUGUAGUGAACAGUAAUAUAGCAGGAUGGACAGAGGUGGCAUAUGUGUCACUUUGGGGAAAAAAAUACAGACUGAUCUGACAGAUCUGACUUUGUGGAAAGCAGCAUGGGUCUUAAAUUCUGUAAAUACUGUGACAACGUGUCCAUUUUUGUAGUGUGUGAAAGUGUGUAUGAUGUUAAUUGUAAAUAGUUUUGGAAUCAAAGCAGCAUUUUGUCCUCCAGAGUAAGGCUUGUUGGUCCUUUUUAAUAAAAUUGUAAUGCUGGGAAA
Messenger RNA from Epinephelus moara (kelp grouper), 2081 nucleotides. RefSeq names its product dolichyl-phosphate mannosyltransferase subunit 2, regulatory (gene dpm2). Lineage: Eukaryota; Metazoa; Chordata; Actinopteri; Perciformes; Serranidae. Gene Ontology annotation, molecular function: enzyme regulator activity. The coding region runs from base 73 to 324 and encodes 83 amino acids. The record is from RefSeq and is a predicted model, not a curated record. Gene Ontology annotation, cellular component: endoplasmic reticulum membrane; dolichol-phosphate-mannose synthase complex. Gene Ontology annotation, biological process: GPI anchor biosynthetic process. The transcript has 4 exons.